AUUUGGGGGUUGGGCCCUGGAUCUCUUAACUUUACAAUCUCCUGCCUUCCAAGAUGUCCUGCUUCAAAGCUCUCAGCCAAAGUGAUCAUGGCACAUUCAAAUGUUUUAUCAUUCAUGGUCAGUCCAUAAAUGCAAGAACAGUUAACCUUGGUUAUUGAUUUCGUAAUUGGAAGAUUUAUAUUGCCUUGCUAACAUAUACUUUAAAAUUUCCAAAGGUAGAUCGGUUAUGAAAAUUGCUUUUGGGUUGUAAUAACCUCUCUUUUAAGAAUGCAAAACUGGAAGAAAGCUAAUGUUGUAAAGUACCUGUAUAUCCUAAACCUUUUACAUGCAUAGUCGUUGUGAGGAUUAUAAGGUCUCAUGAAGGAAAGUAGGAUUGUGUCCAUUUUAUAGAUUGAGAAGCCAAUAUGCCUACGUGGAAAGCCCUUACCAAAAUACUGUGUUGAAGUUGGAGGGGAAAUGAGCAAAGAUUGGGGCCUUUUCAAGAGCCCAAUUAGAAAGUCAGUGAUAGAAUCAUAUUUAGUUAUCAUGAGGUUGGUAAUAGAAAUAAUUGGUUGUGCCAGAAUAAAAUGUCACAUUGUUCACUAGAACUGCAGGAUUUUACAACUAUAACCAUGAUUUACAUGGUUUUAGCGCACAUUCUGGAUCAUGAAGACUUCAAAUUCUGGCGUGAGACUAAGAUACAGGAAAUUUAUGGAGGUUAUAUCAGUCACCAAUUUAUUUUUAUUCUCCAGAUUUUUUUUUUUUUUUUGUGGUUUUUGGUCGGGGCUGGGUUUGAACCCGCCACCUCCGGCAUAUGGGACCGGGGCCCUACUCCUUGAGCCACAGGCGCCGCCCUAUUCUCCAGAUUUUAUGUUCUGGGAACAAUUACUAGCCAUCUCAAAUCUACAGUCAUUAAGUCUCUCCCAUGGUUGUUGCUGGCUAGCCUCCACUUGGCUUUGAGGAUACUUUGAAGCCAGGGGAAUACUUUGAAUUGGCGACGUUUGAUCUUGGAAAAAGCUGGGAGGUUCAAAAGACAUGAAUACACUGUGGAGUUUGAGGCUUUGCAGAAACUACUGGCAGAGCAGAGUGAUUUUGAAAAAUGAAGAUCAGUGAUGGGAAUUGAUGUGUAAAUACCAAGCAAGGUAUGGUGUUGCUAUCAGCCACUGAAUUUCUGCCAAUCCAGGUAUUCACUUUGUAUAGUGGUCUGUCCUUUGUUUAUGAUGUGUGUAAACAUUAUCCUCUCCCUGAUUUCCAAGGUUUUCUCCAGCCUUAGUCUUGCUUUGUAUCAUCAGGCUGAAGUUUCUCAAUUUGUCUUGUAUGAUUGCUCCAGGCUAUGCUGUUAACCACCUCCGGUACACCCUGCUCAAACCUAGCUAUGAACUUUACAGAGUGUUAAUAGAGAGCCUCUGCAUCAGCAGCUUGUUUUUAUUAAGAUGAGGUUUGGGUCAUACACCCUUCACCAGUGGGUAAGGUGACUCAGGAGCAGGAAGAUGCAUGAGGUUGAUUUCUGUAAUAAACGUCAAAUCCGUAAGUCCUAACAGUUUUUUAGAAGAUUGGUGUUUUGUGCUUUUUUUCAACGUAGGCUUUUUCCUGGAGGGAUCAAAGUAAACUGGACCUACAGCUCUAUAUGUUCCUUUUCGGGUUAUCUUUGGGAAAACAAAUUUGUUAGGUUGAACCAUGUGAAAUAGCUGAAUGCUAAUGUUUGGCCGUUUUCUACUUGUUUUUUUUUAAAGGCCGGUAAUUUAUGAGUGCCUAAUACGAGGGCGUCCCAUAUAUGACUGAGUAAAGCUUUUUAUCCCGGGACGCUGCGGGAAAGAGGCAGAUUUCCAGAGCGAGGGGAGCAGGGCUGCCCAGGAGCCCUCUUCAAGUCGGAUUUACCCCUACGGGCGUUAGCCUGGCCGCGCCUUCUUUGCGGCCGCCGUAAAGCGCGGCUACGCAGCGUGGCCCCGCCUCACCCGCGCCGCUUGUGACGCGACGCCCUGGGCGUUUUGAGCGGGAAGAAAAGCUCUUGGAGCUCCAUAGCGUUAAGUGGGUGACCGGCUGUUUUCGCGGAGGUCCCGGGAGCCUAGCAUGGGGCUGCUGGAGCUGUGCCAGGAAGUGUUCGGCACAGCCGACCUUUACCGGGUGCUAGGCGUGCGGCGCGAGGCGUCGGACAGCGAGGUCCGACGCGGCUACCACAAAGUGUCCUUGCAGGUGCACCCAGACCGGGUGGGCGAGGCCAACAAGGAGGACGCCACCCACCGCUUCCAGAUCCUGGGAAAAGUCUAUUCUGUUUUAAGUGAUAAGGAACAGAGAGCAGUGUACGAUGAACAGGGAACAGUGGAUGAGGACUCGGCUAUGCUCACUCAAGACCGAGAUUGGGAGGCCUAUUGGAGGUUACUCUUUAAAAAGAUCUCUUUAGAGGACAUUCAAGCUUUCGAAAAGACAUACAAAGGUUCUGAAGAAGAGUUGGCUGAUAUUAAACAGGCCUAUCUGGAUUUCAAAGGUGACAUGGAUCAGAUCAUGGAGUCUGUGCUUUGUGUGCAGUACACAGAGGAACCCAGGAUAAGGAAUAUUAUUCAGCAAGCUAUUGACACUGGAGAGGUCCCAUCCUAUAAUGCCUUUGUCAGAGAAUCGAAACAAAAGAUUAAUGCAAGGAAAAGGAGGGCUCAGGAAGAAGCUAGAGAAGCAGAAAUAACCAGGAAGGAGUUGGGGCUUGAUGAAGGAGUGGAUAACUUGAAAGCAGUCAUUCAGAGCAGACAAAAGGAUCGGCAAAAAGAAAUGGACAAUUUUCUGGCUCAGAUGGAAGCAAAGUACUGCAAACCUUCCAAAGGAGGAGGGAAAAAAACAUCUCUCAAGAAAGAAAAGAAAUAAUGGAAUUUUUCUUGUCAAAGAUCUUAGGUACUAAUUUGGUGCCAUUGUAGGCAAGGUGCAGGCAAAAGUCAACCCAAUCCUUGAGAGGUGUUUUUCCAGCCUAAAUUAUUCAGAUUGACUAAACCAAGAAGAGUGUCUGAACCUGAUUUUAUUAUUUCCUGGAAAUCACCUGAUACUGUGUGAAAUCUCAUGUGAAAGAAUUUGUUGGUUAUGGUCGGGAGGGCAGUAUAAUUCCUAACAGCACUUGCUUCUUUGGAUUGUCUGUACAUGAAGCUCUAUCUAGAAGGUGGGGUGUGUGUGUGUGUCUCUCUCUCCAUACUGUUUUUUGUGAUGUACAUAUUUUGUGGAAUUGAAAUUUUGCUUAGUAGGACACUUCCGUAACACUGAACAGCCAUCUUUAAAUAAUUGCCAAUUUACAUUUGGUCUUCAUGAUCCUGAAUAGAUUGUUUUAUUCAGUCAGGUUCUGUACUCUUCAAGUAUAGGAAAAACAGGUGUUCAGAUUACUUCAAGCAUUUUUGUAGGACUUGUAUAUGAUUAAAUGAGUAAAAAGUGAUUAAGUAUGGGGCUUUCUAAAUGAUCCCAGUAGUCAUUUAAUAUGUGAAUCAUGUCUAUGGCCAUAUCAUCCUGAAUGUGCCCGAUCUUGUCUAAAAUAUGAUCUAGAAAAAGAUGUGUUCUUUAGGAUACAGAAGAGGGAAAAAAUAGUCCUACUCAGUGUUAGAAUAGCCCAGUUUAAGUAGCAUAAAGAGAUGUGUUCUAGUUUUGCCCCUCUACUGCUGAAUGUCCUUAGGUCACUGAGCUUGCCUGAAUUUUUCUCAUUUAUGAGUGAGAUCCAGAUUGUUUACAUUAAAUAUGUCCAAUUUUUUUUGUAAAGGAAAAAAUUUGCAAUAACUUUACUAAAUACACACAGAGGAGGAGGGAAUUAGGCUACACAGCUUCUUACAGGCCCCCUUCUGACUUUAAUUUUGAAAGACAAGCCAUACUGAUCCAAUUAUUUGUUACAGUACGUACACUUAUGGUUUGGUUUAUGAGAACAAUAUAGAUAGUUUCACCUGUACUUAGUCAGGUUGGUAUGUGUUCAUUAGAAUAUGUGAAAAAAAAAUUUUUUUAAGCUUUUUUUUUUUUUUUUUUUUUGCAGUUUUGGCCGGGACUGGGUUUGAACCCACCACCUCCGGCAUAUGGGGCCAGCACCCUACUCCUUUGAGCCACAGGCGCCGCCCAGAAUAUGUGAAAUUUUUUUAGGGACUAUUCAACUUAAAAUCUCUAAUUUGUAGGCUAUUAUAUUCAAUAUACCAUAUGUAUAAAACCUCUUGCUUAUUGAGCUUUAUGUAUCAUAAUUUAAGGUAAACAUAUGACACAUUUUCAGUUUGAUUACAAGCAGGUUAAAAAAUACUCUUUAAUUGUAUUAAAAAUAUGAUUUAAUUGGAGUUUGAAGCAUCUGUCUUCAUAUAGCAUUAGAACAUCUUGGUAUGAUAAAAAGUUACCCCAAUUUAUGAUCAUUUGAAUUUAUCCACUCUGAAAAUUAACAAUUAGAUCUAAAACUAUUAUAAUUUAGAUUAGUAUUCAGUGAAAUUUAAAUAAAAUAAAUUUAAACCAUAGUUAAAACCAUUGCUGCAUUUAUGAGUGCCCUCCAGAGAAGGCCUGUGGUAAACCUCUAGUUCAGAACGCUCAACCUCUAAUUGUGCUGCCCUUAGGAUAUAUUUGUUUUGGACUGACAGUUUCAUAUAUUUUUAAGGAAUUAUACCUUGGUGGCACAGUAAUAGGCCCUACAAAUUAUUUUUUAAUUGGCUUUCUUAGAGCUAUAGGAGAAAAUCUGGCAAGGUGAGUUUAAUAUUUGGAAAAAAUAAGACCAGUAAGUUACUUUGUAGAGAAAAUAAGAAUAACGUGAUAUAAAGCAGGCAUUGUAAGUUUGAGCUGUCCUAUCUGAAAAAAAAAAAUACACCAUAUGAUUUAUUACAUAAGUUACUUAACACCAGUCCUUAACAUUUAUGUCUUUGCUCACCCCUUACACUUUAACCUGCUGAUAGUGUUGGACAUCUAAAGAGAAAGCUGUGGAAUGAUAUCUGAUGAGUAAGAUUUUUGACAACACCAUCUCUUAAAAAUAACUUAAUAUUGAGUACAACUUUCCAGAAAUUAAUACAAGCUGAAGUAUUCUAAAGCCCAUAAUAUUGUUAUCAAAUAAUCAUUUGCUGCUUUUCAUGCAUGUCUAAUCUCAUAGAAACUUACAGUAAUUGAGAAGUGAUCAUUGUUAACAGACAACAUGAGCAGUGAUUUGGGUAUUACUCAUUGUUACAUCUUUGGGUACAAACUUCACUGUCCAGUAGAAUGGGUUAACUUAUGCUGAAAGAAGACAGUAAUCAGAGCUAGAAAUAUACCCAAUGUAAUCUCUGGCAGAUACUCUCUUGUGUUUUUCACAGUCGAUUUUACCAUAGUAACUCUUGCUGAAGAUGGUUUCAAGUUGAUCUCGCAUACAAGUUCUGCAUCACUCCAUGACAACACUGAUUUGUGAGAUCUUCCCUCAUGUUCCCUUCAGCCUAAAUAGGUUCUUCUCAUUACCCUAUGGUCCCUGUCUGGUUCUAGAGACUGGUCGACCUCUGCUUUGAGAUUUUGUAGACCCAUGUAACUGAGGACCUGUCAGACACAGAUGACAUCAUAAAGUGAUAUUAGUAGACAGUCUAGAUUUGGUAACCACCAAGUUCAUAUCUCAGGGCUUUUUUGUUCCACUUAUCAGACUUUAAAUUUGGAGACUGGGACUAAGUAGUGCAGUAUAUAUUUGUCAAGGUAAUAGAAAAUAUUUCUAUAUAUUUUAUGCUAUAAAAUAAAAAUCUUAUAUAUAUAUAUAUAUAUUUUUUUUUUUUUUUUUUGAGACAGACCCUCAAGCUGUCACCCUGGGUAGAGUGCAGUGGCAUCACAGCUCACAGCAACCUCCAACUCCUGGGCUCAAGCGAUUCUCUUGCCUCUGCCUUCCAAGUAGCUGGGACUACAGGCACCUGCCACAAUGCCCGGCUAUUUUUUGGUUGCCCCUGUCAUUGUUUGGUGGGCUCAGGCUGGAUUUGAGCCCACCAGCUCAGGUGUAUGUGGCUGGCACCUUAGCCACUUGAGCCAUGGGCGCUAAGGCUUUUUAUUUUUAUUUAUUUUUUUUUUUUAAGACAGUCUCACUAUGUCGCCCUUGGUAGAGUACUAUGGCAUUGUAGCUCACAGCAACUUCAAACUCUUGAGCUUAAGCGAUUCUCUUGCCUCAGCCUCCUGAGUAGCUGGACUACAGGCGGUUGUACUACAACGCCCAGCUAAAAAAAAUCUGACAUUCUUAAGAUAUGAAAGCAGUAACCUGGUUUUGUAGAACCUACAAAUUAAAAAGAACUAACGGCUGGGUGUGGUGGCUUACACCUGUAAUCCUAUCACUUGGGGAGGAUGAGGAGGGAGGACUGUGCUUGAGGAUAGUAGUUCAGAACCAGCCUGGGGAACAUAGGCUUCAUUUCUCAAAAAAAAUAGAAAAAUUAGCUGAAUGUGUAGUCCCAGUUACUUGGGAAGCUAAGGCGGUAGGAUCACUUGAACCUAGAAGUUUGAGGCUACAGAGAGCCAUGACCACCACUCAAAACUAGCCUAGGUGACAGAAGGAAACCCUGUCUAAAUUUGGUUUUAAAAAGGCUAAGAAAGGAAUAACGUAUUUCAACUAAAUGUUAGUUAUACCUGGCUGUCAGUGUGGCUGAAAUUGUAACUCAGAGGCAGCAAUGCUUCCUUAUGAGGACUAUUUCAAAAGCAGAGCUUAUGGAAGCAUUUAAAGACUACCAACCAAUGCUACUAGGAACUGAACUGAGAAAUCACUGGAACUAUAUAGAUGGCUUGAGGCAGAUUAGUUUUUUCUGUAUUUUGGUGAUUAAUCCUACCAUUAACAGGAAACAUUCCAGCAGCAGAUGCAUUUUUUCUGUAUUUGAUGACUUAAUUUUACCAUUAUCAGGAAAUGUUUUAGCUACCCAGUACUUAAAAAUUUACCUACAAAAUAAUGUAGGUAAAUGAUGGUGGGAGAAUACUGUCGUAGAAAGAAUUAAGACAUCCCUAAAUAUUCUUCCAUCAUUCCUUUGUUAAUAUAUCUACAGAGUGUAAUUUACAGAUAAAAAGAGUUAUUGCGGGGGGUGGGGGAGUUAAUGGGAUAGCAUAUCCUGACAUUUAAGAAUUUUUUUUUUUUUGCAGUUUUUGGCCUGGGCUGGGUUUGAAACCGCCAUCUCCGGCAUAUGGGGCUGCCGCCCUACUCCUUGAGCCACAGGCGCCACCCUAAGAAUUUUUCUUAUGGCCGGGUGUAGUCAUGCCUAUAAUCCUAGCACUGGAGGUCAAGGCAGGUGAAUUGCUUGAGCUCGUGAGUCUGAGACCAGCCUGAGGCAAGAGCAAGACCCUAUCUCUAAAAAAAAUACCUGGGCAUUGUGGUGGGCACCUAUAGUCAGCUACUUGGGACGCUGAGGCAAGAGAACUAUUUGAACCCAAUUGUUUGAGGUUGCUGUGAUGCUGUGGCAUCCUACCAAGGGAGACAAAGUAAGAUUCUAAAAAAUUAAAAAUAGGCUCAGCACCUGUAGCUUAGCAGCUAGGGCACCAGCCACAUACACUAGAGCUAGUGGGUUCAACCCAGCCCCGGCCUGCCAAACAGUGACAACUACAACCAAAAAAUAGCCAGGCGUUGUGGGUGCCUGUAGUCCCAGCUACUUGGAAGGCUGAGGCAAGAGAAUCACUUAAGCCCAAGAGUUUGAGGUUGCUGUGAGAUGUGAUGCCACAGCACUCAAGGGCAACAGCUUGAGACUUAAGAGAAAAAAAAGAAA
Messenger RNA from Nycticebus coucang (slow loris), 7637 nucleotides. RefSeq names its product DnaJ heat shock protein family (Hsp40) member C9 (gene DNAJC9). Gene Ontology annotation, molecular function: heat shock protein binding. Gene Ontology annotation, cellular component: nucleus; cytoplasm. NCBI's taxonomy places the organism in Eukaryota, Metazoa, Chordata, Mammalia, Primates, Lorisidae. The coding region runs from base 2050 to 2832 and encodes 260 amino acids. The transcript has 5 exons. The record is from RefSeq and is a predicted model, not a curated record.